AUGAACUGCUACACGAACCUCACCUCGUCCUUGAAAGAUCAAACCUUCAAGUACUACCUCAGCAUCCCGAGUUCAAUAAUCUUCGGCCUCGUCAUCGUCGGCGAGUCCGCAGUCACGCUGUAUAUAAACAAGAGGAGCGCGAUACUGAACGACAGAGCCUCUACGCUUUUCUCCAACAACCUCUCUCUCACUAACUUAUUCCUCGGGUUGUACACCUUCGCUUAUCCUCUGCCGCGUCUCAUAUGCUUCAAUUUGCUGGGACACGAUAGGACUCUCUGGUGGCACUGUCUCCUUUCUGCUGUGGUUCUUCACGUGUUGCACCUGGUGGAUCUGUUCUGCCUCGUUUGCAUGGCUUUAGACAGAUACCUGUUCCUCACGAAGCCCCUGCGAUACCACAACCUGAUAACGAGCACCCGCUGUCGCUUCUUAGCCGCGGCAACAUGGACUACGGCUCUCCUGGUCCUGCUUCCCUUUGCCGUCUACUCGUCGGUGUAUGUUGACAGGCCGCCUCUUGUACGUUGCAACACGGGGACAGGGGCCGGUGUACCCUUCCUCGCGGCUUACACUGUGGCCAGCACCGUUGCCGUGUUCUUGGUGGUUCUGCUGUAUGUCCUAACAGCGGCGGAUAUGUGGUGCAGCAAGAGGAACAUGGUCUUCCCGGAUGACACUCUCCUAGGACCAGGACAGGCUACCAGGAAGACGGCCAAAGAAGCUUCCAAAGUGCUGCUCUUCUUUAUUUUCCUGUCCGUGCCCGAGCUCCUGUUACAAUGGCUCGCGCUGUGUCUGAGACUUAGGCUGAAAAAGUGGUUGUACCUUCUACUACGGAUCACCCAAGGACUCCACGUUGUCCUGUACCUCCCUAUCUACGGCUGGUGCACAUCGUCUUUCAGGGAAACACUCCUAGCUGAGGCAGCGAAAGCGAGAAUGUAUUUUGAGGAACAGGAGAGAAAUUUGCGUCAGCUGGUUCGCCUUUCAUGAACGAAGGAGGAAAUAGAUUGUUUCCACGUGAUGUCAUCAGUAAGGCGUCCGCCAUAUUGGAAGCUUCAAGCUUGGGUGUCCAGUCCUUUUAUUUUCUUCUUUGGAUUUAUUAAGGGAUAAUGGUGAAUUACGGCCGUGUCUAUGAAUAUCAUAACCGGCAAAAUCGAGUCUCAUUUGAUACUAAAUAAAUUGCCGAAAAUAAUUCGACAUCGAGGAGAAAAUCCAUAAUAGGUGAGGAAAGAUGGCGUCUGUUUUUU
Molecule: messenger RNA, 1235 nt
Organism: Penaeus vannamei (Pacific white shrimp)
Lineage: Eukaryota; Metazoa; Arthropoda; Malacostraca; Decapoda; Penaeidae
Product: olfactory receptor 6N2
Biological process (GO): G protein-coupled receptor signaling pathway
Cellular component (GO): plasma membrane
Molecular function (GO): G protein-coupled receptor activity
Source: RefSeq, a predicted model, not a curated record